This is a messenger RNA of Dioscorea cayenensis subsp. rotundata (Guinea yam), 3966 nucleotides long. Its product is annotated as protein ALWAYS EARLY 2. Gene Ontology annotation, biological process: regulation of cell cycle; DNA-templated transcription; regulation of transcription by RNA polymerase II. The record is from RefSeq and is a predicted model, not a curated record. The transcript is spliced from 19 exons. Gene Ontology annotation, molecular function: DNA binding. NCBI's taxonomy places the organism in Eukaryota, Viridiplantae, Streptophyta, Magnoliopsida, Dioscoreales, Dioscoreaceae. Gene Ontology annotation, cellular component: nucleoplasm; transcription repressor complex. Bases 38 to 3646 code for a protein of 1202 amino acids.
CCCAAAUUCUUCAGAUCUCUCCGAGCGUGCUGAGAAGAUGGUCGGCGAGCAGGCUCGGCCGGAGAUUGGCCGCCGUCCACCUGGGCGGAGGCGGGGCAGCCGGGUGUCUCAGCCGAAGAAGAAAAUAUCUGACAUGCUCGGUCCUCAAUGGAGUAAAGAAGAGCUUGAGCGUUUCUAUGAAGCCUAUCGCAAGUAUGGGAAAGAUUGGAAAAAGGUGGCUGGUUCUGUAAGGAACAAUAGAUCGCCAGAUAUGGUGGAAACACUCUACAACAUGAAUAAGGCAUACUUAUCCCUUCCGGAAGGAACAGCUACCUUAGCUGGAUUAAUUGCAAUGAUGACUGAUCACUACAAUAUCAUGGACGCUAGUAACAGUGACAGAGAGAGUAAUGAUGUAUCAAGAACACCUCGCAAACCUCAACAACGAAGUCGAGGAAAAGUUAGACUUAUAUCAAAAGGCUCUGAUGGGAAUUCUCCAGAUCAUUUGCAAAAUCAGUCUACCUCGUCAAGUUAUGGGUGCUUAUCCUUACUGAAAAAGAAGCGUUCUGGAGAUAUCUUUGCAGGGAGCCAACCUCGUGCUGUUGGAAAGAGGACUCCUCGCAUCCCUGUUUCAUAUGCAUAUGGGAAAGAUGAUCGGGCAAAGUUUACUCCUACAAAACCGGGUGUUAGAUCUGGAGUCAAUUCUGCUGACGAUGAAGGUGCCCAUGUUGCAGCAUUGGCUUUGGCAGAGGCUUCCCAGAGAGGAGGCUCUCCUCAGAUUUCUCGAACACCUGGAAGAAGGACAGAUCAUGUCAGAUCCUCUCCCCCGCCAAGUGAUGGAAGAAAGAAUGGUGAUUCAGAGAUGGUCAAUUCUAAAUUUACUUGUGAUGGUGGAGAUGCUAUGGAAGGUAGUUUAGAGAGCAGAGAAGCUGAGAAUGCUGAUUUUGGCAAAGAUAUUAAUUACCUUAUGGAAACUGAAGGUGCUGGCACAACUGAAAUCCUUGAGAAGGUCAAGAGGCUUCCGGGAAAGGCUUCUAAAGAAAAUGGAAGUGCUCAUUUAGAUGAUGAAAGGGAAGCAUGUAGUGGUACUGAAGAGGGGCUUAAUAUAAGAAAAGUUAAAGACGAAGAAGAUGUUGAGGUUGCAGAUGGUAAAUAUGCACAGGUUUCUAGAGGUUCGAGGAAGAGAAGUCGACAAUUAUAUUUUGGAGAUGAAAGCUCUGGCCUAGAUGCUCUGGAGACAUUAGCGGAUUUGUCUUUAAAUAUCCUGAUGCCUGCCUCUACAGUUGAAUCUGAGUCAUCUGUCCAAGUCAAGGAAGAAGAGAAAAAUAUUGAUGUUGAUGAGAAGCCAAGUGUAGCUGAAUCACUGCCCAUUAAUCAUCAUAGGGAACGGUCUAAAAUUUCAGGGAAAAAAGAGAAGAGUAUAUCUGCUGUUGGUGGGGUGGAUGUUGUUACUCGCAGAAGUUCUAAACUUUUAAAGGGAAUGCCGUACGAUUCAAAGGCUUUGAAUGAACUAAAGGAUGAAAUCUGUGCAUCUAGCAGUAGGGCAAUGAGAAAAAGAAAGCGGAAACCUAUGAAUGAAAAAGUUUCAAAAUCUGAUCCAGAUAAUGAAUAUUGUGCUAGUGAAUCUCAGAAGAUGGAGGCAUCAAUGGAAGAAGGUAAGAGAUCCACCAUCAAGUCCAAACGGGUUAAUCAAGGAACCCCACCCGCAAAGCAAGGAAAACUUGUCAAGCCAUUGGAGCGUUCCUCUCCAAAUGCUGAUUCUGGAAGAGCAGCAAGAGAUUUGACUGAAGCAACUGCACAGAUUUCCAUGACAAAACAAAGUAGUCUGCCAACCAAAGCUAGGACCCUACGCAAAUCAGAACUUAAAGCAUUGGCUCAGAAGGAUUUGAAGCCUAGUGAAAAUUCUACAGAUGAACAUCUUGACCAAUCUGUAUAUCCAGUCAAUGACAAGUCAAUUUUACUCAAGGAAAAAUUUUCUCAUUGCGUGGGUUCUCGGUCACUACGGAGAUGGUGUGUAUAUGAGUGGUUUUACAGUGCAAUUGAUUACCCUUGGUUUGCUAAAAGUGAGUUUGUUGAGUACCUGAAUCAUGUAAGAUUGGGCCAUAUACCAAGGCUAACUCGUGUUGAAUGGGGUGUCAUACGAAGUUCUCUUGGGAAGCCGCGCCGAUUGUCGGAUCACUUUCUACGAGAAGAAAGGGAAAAACUAGAACAGUAUCGUGAAUCAGUCAGGACGCAUUAUUCGGAACUGCGAUCUGGUGUUAGGGAUGGACUCCCAACAGAUUUGGCUAGGCCUUUGUCUGUGGGACAGAGGGUUAUAGCAUAUCAUCCAAAAACUAGAGAAAUUCAUGAUGGCAGUAUUCUGACUGUUGACUCUAAUCGGUGCAGAGUUCAAUUUGAUCGGCCUGACUUAGGAGUUGAGUUUGUUAUGGAUAUCAAUUGCAUGCCUUUGAAUCCAUCAGAAAAUAUGCCUGAAGUUCUUAGAAGACAGAAUAUUGGAGUUGAUAGAUACUGCAACAGCCUUACUGAUAUAAAGCUAGAUGAUCAACCUAAGGAUUGGAAGAUCAAAGGGGCUCCAAAAUCUGGACUUGCGGAGAAUUUAGAUAUGACAGAUGGGAUUGCUCAUAUUACUUCCAAUUAUUCAAUGAAUACCUUACUGAAGCAAGCGAAGGAAGACACAGUUGAUGCUACUGUACAGGCUAAAGCUGCUGCAAAUGAAGUUGCUGUAGCUGCACAACAGGCAAUGUAUAGCCAACCAUGCACAUUGGCACAGUUACAAGCAAGGGAAGCGGAUAUAAGAGCUCUCACUGAGUUGACUCGUGCACUUGAUAAGAAGGAAGCCUUGCUUUUAGAAUUGAGGCAUAUGAAUGAGGAAGUAUCUGGAAAGCAAAAGGAUGGUGACUUUAUCAAGGAUUUUGAAAUUUUUAAGAAACAGUAUGCUUUGGUACUCUUGCAGCUACGAGAUGCGAAUGACCAGGUUGCAGCAGCUCUGCUUUAUUUAAGGCAGCGUAAUUCCUAUAAUGGCAACUCCACACCUCCAUGGAUCAGGCCCAUGGAAAAUUCUGAGGGCCCUGCUUUACCUCCAUCAUCAUUCAAUCCCUCUGCUUUUCUCAAUCGUGAGGCUGGAUGUCAUGUUGUGGAAAUUGUUGAUACAUCACGCAGGAAAGCCAGGGUGUUAGUUGGUGCGGCUGUUCAGGCUGUAUGUUCGUUGAAGGAAGGGGAUGAUGCUUUUGUUCGGGUUGGGGAGGCCUUGGAUUUUCCAAACAGCCGGAACUCUGAACCUUGUGUUAACUCGAGGCAAGUCCAUGCUGAUUCAGGACCUGGAAAUUCUGUAAAUCAGGAAAACACAUCCCCGUGUUUGUCUGAGCCAACAAUGUUGGGUCCCCUUGGUUCAAAACCCCAAAUUUCUUCCGAUUCAAAUGGGACUCAUUAUCCUUCAGAGUUAAUUACAUCCUGCGUCGCCACAUUGCUCAUGAUACAGACGUGCACUGAACGACAAUACCCACCUGCCGAGGUUGCUCAAAUUCUUGAUUCUGCACUCACCAGUUUGCAGCCUUACAGUCAGCAAAACCUUCCAGUUUACAGAGAGAUUGAGACAUGCAUGGGCAUCAUAAAAAAUCAAAUGCUUGCUCUGCUACCCACUCCCAGUGCAGUGGAAACCCCGAUCAUGUGAACAAGUAGAAGUUUCUUUGUUAGAGAUUGUAUCCAUAUUCAUCCUUCAUGUCCUUAUAGUGGUGGCCAAAGAUGAUGCCUCAUUGGCUUCCCAUGCUAUUUGUACGAGUCAUGCAUUUCAUGAUUUCUCUCUCCAAUUCAUUGGCAUAGUGUAUUUGGUUUGUUUUGCGUUCUUUCUUGAUUUCACCUGAUUAGCACUUUGUGGAUGCAUGUACAUAAAGUGAAGGUUAAUGAGGAAUAACAGAUGCAUGCAAAUACAAUGAGCAAGCAGAGUUGUGGGGGAAGUGAUUAAAGUUUAAUGCUCAUUUUUAUGUUGUUGCC